AUGGAGAAUGGCAUCAGCCUCAAGCUGAGGAUGACUGAUGACCCAACUUGGAAUCUACAGAGGAAACCUCUGCGGCUCAUCGCCGCUGCGUGCAACAACAUGGGAAUAGGACAAAAUGGACAGUUGCCAUGGCAUUUACCGACAGAAUUCAAAUUAUUUUUGGACACUACCACAAAUGUCUCCCAACCAGUCCCGGAGCAUGCCCACUUCCUCUGUCAGGAUUUCGACAGUGGUGUCGGCCUGGCCUUGCUGCAACCCCUCUGUGACCUGAUGGAGACUAUCUGGAACGCCCUGAUGCAUCCCUGGUGUCACCUUGUCUAUCUCACUGACAACGUGGCUGACUUCCACUGUGAUGUCUUCUUCCCGCAGUUUGACCAAAGCAUUUUUAGAAAACAAGAGAGGUUUCCUGGAGUACCAAAUGAGAUUCAAGAGGAGAAUGGGGUUACAUUUCAAUUUGUAGUUUUCAAGAGGGAGAUCUGUGGAGCUGAAUAA
Molecule: messenger RNA, 492 nt
Organism: Oncorhynchus kisutch (coho salmon)
Lineage: Eukaryota; Metazoa; Chordata; Actinopteri; Salmoniformes; Salmonidae
Product: dihydrofolate reductase-like
Exons: 6
Coding region: 1-492 (163 amino acids)
Biological process (GO): dihydrofolate metabolic process; folic acid metabolic process; tetrahydrofolate biosynthetic process
Cellular component (GO): mitochondrion
Molecular function (GO): NADP binding; dihydrofolate reductase activity
Source: RefSeq, a predicted model, not a curated record